AUGCCGAUGCUGGAGGAACUUGCGAAAUCGUUUGAGGAACUUGCUCAUUCUUUGCAAUUGGAAUCAGGUCUUAAGAUUUUGCGGCUCGUUUCUGCUUGUGGCCACAUCACCACUUUCAUCAGUCACUUUGGAUCCAAUUUUGCGUCAGUCCAAAGAGAAUUUAGGAAAAAGAUUGGAGUGCUAAAGAAUGCAUCGGAGGCAGACCAUACUCUUGUUUUUGUUGCUGACUUAAUUGUUCAGGAUAGGAAAACGAGAAGGCCACCGGAAAAAUGGUAUAAUUCGAGAGACCUUGUGAGAGUGAAGCGUUCAAUCGCCAUGCUCAGGGUAAUAUUUGAGCAAAUUCUAAAGAAUAAUAGGAAAGAUUCCCUAACUGGUCCAGUUAACGUGGCAUAUGACAACAUUCUUGCUCCAUACCAUAGCUAUAUUGCUAAUAGAUUUGUCCAUCUGUUCACAAUGGUGGAAGACCUUCCUACAAUGGAAAAACUCUUGGAACAACUAGGGGAAACUUGGGAUUCAGCAGUGGAUCACAUGGACAGGUAUGUUAAGGCAUCCAAAUAUGUUACAGACCACAUUGAGAACUUAUUUAACUCAUAUGGGUUAGCUGCAGUGCUCCAAUUCGAAGAAUGCUGAUGGUGGAGAACUUAACUCAACGUAAUGCAUGUAGUAACCUCAUGAUGUGCAAGGUUA
This is a messenger RNA of Ilex paraguariensis (yerba mate), 687 nucleotides long. NCBI's taxonomy places the organism in Eukaryota, Viridiplantae, Streptophyta, Magnoliopsida, Aquifoliales, Aquifoliaceae. The record is from the annotation of a GenBank genome assembly.